Molecule: messenger RNA, 1292 nt
Organism: Physeter macrocephalus (sperm whale)
Lineage: Eukaryota; Metazoa; Chordata; Mammalia; Artiodactyla; Physeteridae
Gene: WARS2
Product: tryptophanyl tRNA synthetase 2, mitochondrial
Exons: 6
Coding region: 25-1092 (355 amino acids)
Biological process (GO): mitochondrial tryptophanyl-tRNA aminoacylation
Cellular component (GO): mitochondrial matrix; mitochondrion
Molecular function (GO): tryptophan-tRNA ligase activity; ATP binding
Source: RefSeq, a predicted model, not a curated record
CUUUAAAAAUGAACUGUAGACUCAAUGCGGAAGGCGCGUGAGUGCUGGAACUUCAUCCGGGCACUUCAUCAAGGACCCGAAGCUGCUCCCGCUCCCCAGAAAGAUUCCGUGAAGCGAAUAUUUUCUGGCAUUCAGCCUACAGGAAUCCCCCACCUCGGCAAUUACCUGGGAGCCAUUGAGAGCUGGGUGAGAUUACAGGACGAGCAUGACUCCGUGCUGUACAGCAUCGUUGACCUGCAUUCCAUCACUGUCCCCCAAGACCCAGCCGUCCUCCGGCAGAGCACCUUGGACAUGACGGCUGCUCUUCUCGCCUGCGGCAUAAACCCAGAGAAGAGCAUCCUUUUCCAGCAAUCUCAGGUGUCUGAACACACACAAUUAAGUUGGAUCCUUACCUGCAUGGUCAGACUACCCCGAUUACAACAUUUACACCAGUGGAAGGCAAAGACUGCCAAGGAGAAGCAGAAUGGAACCAUGGGCCUGCUCACCUACCCAGUACUCCAGGCAGCUGACAUUCUGCUGUACAAGUCCACACACGUUCCUGUUGGGGAGGAUCAAGUCCAGCACAUGGAGCUAGUUCAGGAUCUAGCACAGGGGUUUAACAAGAAGUAUGGGGAGUUCUUCCCAGUGCCCAAGUCCAUUCUGACAUCAAUGAAGAAGGUAAAAUCCCUGCGUGAUCCGUCUGCCAAAAUGUCAAAAUCAGACCCUGAUAAACUGGCCACUGUCAGAAUAACAGACAGCCCGGAGGAGAUAGUGCAGAAGUUCCGCAAGGCUGUGACGGACUUCACCUCGGAGGUCACCUACGAGCCAGCCAGCCGAGGGGGCGUGUCCAACCUGGUGGCCAUCCACGCAGCAGUGACAGGGCUCCCUGUGGAGGAGGUGGUCUGCGGCAGUGCUGGCAUCGACACCGCUCGCUACAAGCUGGUGGUGGCAGAUGCUGUGAUUGAGAAAUUUGCUCCUAUUAAGAGUGAAAUUGAAAAACUGAAGAUGAACAAAGACCACUUAGAGAAGGUUUUACAAGUUGGGUCAGCAAAAGCCAAAGAAUUAGCAUAUCCCGUGUACCAGGAGGUGAAGAAAUUGGUGGGGUUUCUAUAGGAAGUUUCAACGAGUCACAAAAAGUCUUUUCUAUCUUGUGGUCCACGCACUCCUAUUAAGGCAGCUUUCCUCACAAGUGAACAAUUAUAGUUUGGGGACACACAAUUUGGUAUACCUGAUCAUUGGCUUCAUUUGAUGAAUAAUGAUUUGUAGCCUUCAAAUAGAGCAAUGUUCUAAAUCCCAUCAGCGAGGUUCUGUGG